GCAGGGGCGGAGCCAAGAUGGCGGCGGGCUGGCUGUGGCGGCGGCUCUGUCAGGGAUCAGCUUUUCCUGUCAGUUAUGCAAGCAGAAUUAUGCAAAAGCAGUCUUUUCUUCCGAGCUCCACCUUGCUGGGAGCACGGCUGGCUGGAUCCCAUGUUGAGACACAGGAGCCCAAGACUAAUCCUUUGGUGUCUAUUUCAGAUGAGCCAGAAACGCUGUACAAGAGAUUGUCCAUUUUAGUUAAAGGCCACGAUAAAGCUGUGUUGGACAGCUAUGAAUAUUUUGCAGUGCUUGCAGCUAAAGAACUUGGCAUCUCUGUUGAAAAAGUAGAUAAACCUCCGAAGACGAUAGAGCGAUUUACACUUCUCAAAUCCGUACACAUUUACAAGAAGCACAGAGUUCAGUAUGAAAUGAGAACACAUUACAUGUGUUUAGAGUUAAAAUACCUAACAAGCAGUACUGCUGCAGUUUACUUGGAGUACGUGCAACGAAACUUACCUGAAGGGGUUGCCAUGGAAGUAAAAAAGACUAAGAUAGAGAAAAUACCAGAACACAUUCAGAAACCUGUUUGGGAUACACUACCUCAAGGAGAAGAAACUGAAGUAAAGUCAUGAACACACCAGGUACUUCAUUAGUACUGAAAUUCAUUGCUCCUAUCAGCCUCAUUUACUGAGACAGUCCAUUGUUAAAUAAAGGUUCUCUUAUAAAGAAAUUGUAUAAA
Molecule: messenger RNA, 718 nt
Organism: Melospiza georgiana
Lineage: Eukaryota; Metazoa; Chordata; Aves; Passeriformes; Passerellidae
Gene: MRPS10
Product: mitochondrial ribosomal protein S10
Exons: 7
Coding region: 18-611 (197 amino acids)
Biological process (GO): translation
Cellular component (GO): mitochondrial small ribosomal subunit; ribosome; mitochondrion
Molecular function (GO): structural constituent of ribosome
Source: RefSeq, a predicted model, not a curated record